AUGGAUUCUCAGCAGUCUCAGGACUCACGCAGUCCGUCUGUGUCUUCCAACUCGCUUCCUCUUGGUCGACGCGGAUCACGCAGCUCUAUGGCCACGACUCAGACCGAACGAGAAUCGAUGAAUGCAGCUCUGGAUAACUACCAUAAUGCAGCGUAUCAGUCCGAGUCCCUCACUCUCUUCAACGAAUUUACUAGUCCGCCAGCUCCAGCUGCUACAUCGGAUGAGAAAGGACUGUCCGAUGAAUUACAAGGUGGACUAAGCGUCAAGAGUCUUGUGUCGGAGCGUUCGAUGGCAAAACCAGUCUCCGACCUGGCUACAAGCUCCGCUGAUUAUGCGCCAUCACAGCCCAACUCGUCACAAGGAUCAAGGCUCCACUCGCCUGUUGUGCCAGACUCUCACACUAAUCAAGAUCUUGUACAACAAUCCAACUUAGGAAAGAGAUCAAGAAUAUCCUCCAAAAGUGGCAGCAUAUCUUCCAAGGCCUCCGUGUCACCGUCCCCUGGAAUCAAGCCCAGUAUCGCACCAUUAACGAAAGCCACUGGUAGCGCCAUUGUGGCAGAUCCUACAGUCACUCAGCUUCAUGUGAAUGUACUCGGGAAACCCGACCGAUCAAGAAGCAGCUCCGUUAAUGGCCCCUUCCAGGGGAGCGCCUUCCAGGGAAUCCAUAAUGCAGAAUCGACAAGUAGCGGCAACAAGGAAGGCCCUAUGGAUCUUUCCAUGAGUCAAUCAUCCACUUCAUCAAGCCAGAACCAUUCUAGUUCGCCGAUUUCGUCUGCAAAGGUGCAUGACAGCCAUCAUGAGGAAUUCAAUCCCAAAGACUCACACUUCUCAGCAACUCAUACUCCAGACAACCAGUCUCGGAAGUCCAUCUCUACUCUAGAUCAACAAAAGCUGCCCGAAAACUUUACUCUGUCAGCUAACAUGCGAGAUGUUAAGCAAUCUGAGCCAGUUCAGGAUCAUAUACCUCAGCACCCGGGAGAAAGAUCAAAGCCACGAACAUCUUUCCCUUCUGAUGAACCGAAAGCUUCAGUUUCUGCGUCAAAUAGUUUAUCAAAGAUUUCCUCUCAUGAUUCAGUACCGUACAAUGCUGAAAACCUCCCAACCAACAUGGAGACAGCUAUUCCUCGUGACAGCGCCAACUCCAAUGAGGCUUCAAAGGUUACAGCCCCUGGCAGACCCAAUGAAGAGUCAACGUCUGCAAUCCGAGCAGCGCGACUGCCUGGCUACGUGAUUUCACGGGCCUCCACGGCCGAAACUACCACAACGGUCUCUUCAUUGCCUCCUUUGAACACCGAUCUCGAUCGGGCUACUGGUCAAUCUCUACAAGCCAGGCGCCAACCUCCCGCUGGGGGCGACGGUGUUUUGUCGCAGCUAAGGAGUAAGCUGCUGAGCAGGGAUUUUUGGAUGCGGGAUGAGAAUGCCAAAGACUGCUUUCAUUGCGGAGAACCUUUCACAACAUUUCGCAGAAAACACCACUGUCGAACCUGUGGUCAAAUCUUUGAUUCGAAAUGCACUCUGCUUAUUUCGGGAACUCGGUUCGGACAACCUGGGAGUAUUCGGGUUUGCAAACCCUGCGAGAAGAUGAUCAAUGCGCACGAUGAUGAUUCAUCUGAAUUCUCCGAUAGCGAGCAGAGCCCCAUGGUGGCCAAUCCCCGGGUUUCCGAAUUCAGCUGGACCAAUACUGGGCGGGCAUCUGCGGAUGACGAUGAUUCAUCUUCGGUUGUAUCUCAAUCGAUCGAUCACGUUCUAAGAACGCCAACGAUGGCCAUACCAGCCACACGACGUGCUGGAGAGGGACAUAACCGCCGCUCGGAAAUUCUUGAAAUCGAUUCUGAUCGCCCUCUAGCACGACCUACCUCUUCGCGCUCUCUGCGUUCCUCGCUGGGUGGAAGACCACACUCCAUCAGUCACAAACGUCACCACUCUCGUCAGCAGUAUAUUCGGGGCUUCAAGCCAUAUCAUGAAGAUCGAGCUCCCUUCCAACGCCGACAUCCAGAUGACAUAGACGCUGAAUCCCGGCUCCCCGCCUUUCAUAAAGAUAAUAUCAUUGACCCUGACCUUGCUCAAUACCUCUCGGAUGACGCAUCCAGUGGAGAUGAGCAACCUAGUCUCUUGUCUGCAGUCUCUGAGGGCGCUCUGUCCAAGAGUGGGGGCGAAAAUGAGAGGGCAUCCUUUGGUGGGCUUCUCGCUGCCAUGAAAAAGGGCAGAUCUGCUUUUGGAGACCGGAGUAGUCCCAGUAUGAAUCGCGAUGCGGACGAAGCCAGUAUCACCAGUUCAAGAGCCGUGAAUCUCCCUCGUUUUUCUCGUCGUCGAAACUUGAGUGUUACUAGCAGUUAUCAACCGCGCCAUUCACCCAGGACAUCAAAGGACAAUAUGCUCUCUCAUGACAACUCAGUACCAGUCAUAUCUUUACCCGAGAGCGUAAAGCAGGGCGGGUUCAAGAUGACUCGGAGUUCAUCAAUGAGGGGCACUGAUGCACCACCGGUGGAAUUGAACAAAGCCAGUCUGGAACACGUACGAAAGCUUCUCCAUCAACUACUUGUAGAAUCUGCUGUGCCAAAUGGCGACAGCUGGGAAAACGCCCUGAUGCCAGUACUCUUGAAAGCAGCAGACGAGGUCGAUCCAGAUGUCCAAAAAGGAGAUGAUAUGGACAUUCGACACUACGUCAAAUUGAAGAAGAUUCCGGGUGGCCGGCCUAGUGACACUUCUUAUGUAUCGGGACUCGUUUUCACCAAAAAUUUGGCCCUGAAAGGCAUGUCACGAAACAUUUUACGUCCAAAUAUCUUGAUCAUCACAUUUCCUCUUGAAUACGCUCGUCAACAACAACAUUUCAUGAGUCUCGAACCUGUCAUUCGACAAGAGCGUGAGUUUCUAGAGAACUUGGUCAGUCGGAUCUCAGCAUUGCGUCCAAACCUGCUGUUGGUCGAGAAAACUGUUUCUGGCCUGGCUCUUGGCCUCCUCGAGCAAGCUGGAAUUGCCACUGCAUACAACGUGAAGCCAUCUGUUCUCGAGGCUGUGUCGAGAUGCACACAGACUAGAAUUAUGACAUCUAUGGACAAGCUAUUGACGACCACAUUGCAUAGUGAAUGCAGCAGUUUCGACGUGAAAACCUAUGUUCAUAAUGGUCGAAAGAAAACAUAUAUGUACAUCUCCGGCUGUCCGAAAGAGCUCGGGUGUACCAUCAUCUUGCGCGGAGGAGAUGAACAAGUCCUCGGGAAUGUCAAAAGGAUCACUGAGUUCAUGAUCUACGUUGUGUACAAUCUCCGCCUAGAAACAAAUCUUAUGCGAGAUGAAUUCGGGAGAAUAUCAACCUCACCGACGGAAGAAUCAACAAUUGUGCCCGACAAAGACAGCAAAUUCAACUCGCAGAUUAUCACUCACGAAGGCGACACACAUCUAGUCGACCCAGGUACUGUUCAGCAGGGAACAAACGAGAAGCGUGGUGAUAUCUCUGAUAGCCAAAUUCUCGUUGAUGCCGAUUCUGCAAAAGUUCCAGACAACAUUCCAAUGCCGACGUACUAUAACGAUAUGGUUAAUGAUUACGAGACAAAGAUUUUGUCAGCCUCUCCUUUCGUGAAAUUCGAGGCUCCGUAUCUCCUGACGCGUGCGCGGGAAAUGGAACGCAGACUUUCGUAUUUGAAGUCUCUUCGUGAUCAAGACCGCAACUCUGAUCAGACCACCGAUGAAAAGGUCAAACCGCAGAAAUUUGUCCUCAUCACCCCGGAAAUGGUCCAUCAAUCACCGCAAGAUGCGCCGGCAAAAGUCAAGGAAGUAUUGCGAGCUGCGCAUGAAGCCGAGUACGAUCGGGCGCUCUAUCACCAUCAAACCCAAAAACGCCAGUGGGAAGCCUAUGUGGCGGGGAAUCCCAACAUGUUUGACCCUUAUGCACAUCAGAAUCUGGUCAUUCUCUACAGUCUCGUGUGCACAACAACAUCAGUCCCCUGCUCAGGGCCAGAUACCUUUGCCCUGGAGUUCUACAAUGAACAUGGAGAUGACACUAUCUUCGAGUCUGACCUCACAAUUGGGCAGUAUGUCGAGGACCUUUGUCACACAGCAAAUUCUGUAUGCACCGUCAACGGCUGCGAGAAGCGCAUGUUCGAACACCACCGCCAGUACGUCCAUGGCGAGGCUCAGAUCAGCGUCCUGGUCCAGCCUUAUCCUUCUAAGCUCCGUGGGCUCCACAAUACCGUGCUGAUGUGGAGCUGUUGCAAAGUUUGCGGCAAUGAAACUCAGGUCAUGCCUAUGUCGGCGAGCACAUGGAAAUAUUCGUUCGGAAAAUACUUAGAGCUGUCUUUCUGGGGCAGACACUUGCUUGCUCGUACUGGAGGUUGCUCUCAUGAUCUGCGGCGGGAUUACCUCCACUAUUUUGGCUACAGGGAUCUUGCUUUGCGAGUCCAAUAUGACCCUAUUCGUCUUCUCGAAAUUAUCGUUCCACGGCCUCGUGUCACUUGGAAGGUGGAUAACGAUCUGAAGCUGAGGAACGAAGUAUAUUUACGUACCGAGCAACGUCUCGGCAAAUUUAUGGCGUCUGUUCAAGAUCGAUUGAAAAGCAUCAAUGUCGAGAGUGUUGUUCCCGAGCUGCUGGAGAGCUGCAAAACGGAAAUCGAGACUUUGAUCAAGAAGGCUCAUGAAGACCAUAGCUCUUUGGUCCGGCACUUACAAGACAAAUACACAAGUUCUCGCUACUGGGAGAUCAUACCGCUGAAUGAGGUCCUCCGUGCAGUUCAAGAAAAGGUUGUCGAAUGGGACAUGACAUUUGCCGACUUUGAAAUGAACUUUUUCCCAUCUGAGAAGGAUAUCAAGCAUAUGGCAACGCUGCAACUCAAGAAGAUCUUCCUCGACAAAGAUGCAACAUCAGUUUCUACAGAUGAUGCCCUUCAAACUCCUACGGAUGUUGAAGAUGAAAACAACCAGGCAGUUGACAGACCACGGAUGAUGCGACGCAUGACCCUUUCGCCGGAAAAGGCACAGAAUGUACUGGUCUCGGUUGUCGAGGAGCACGCUGGCAAAAUGCACCGCGAGGAACUCCAAGAAGUCAAGUUGCCCUCGCCUCCAGCGUCGGCCGAGGAAGCAACUUUUUCAGUCGAUGGAGCCGGAACAAGGUCCUCUCCCCAGGAUGAGGCUGUCUCACAAGAAGAAGUCCGUCAUCUCGACUUGGCUGUUCCUACUGGUCAAUCGGAACGUAGCUCCGUCGGCCAUGCUGGCAUUUCGAAUCAAUCUCCCAUCAACACUGAUCUUCCUGUGAUGAUCCCCGGCGACGGAUCAUCGGAAUCACCACCACCGGAAAUUUCUGAGAUUCCCGAUCAAGGAACCAAGAAUGGAACCGAAGAGAGCGGGGCUGAUAUUCCAAGUACCCCAGUACGUCGGCCUUCAGCGAUACCGAGACCUACCGAGCCAGCCUUUCGAAGGACCAGUAAGGUACGGUCUCCUCCGCUUUUGCGUACCCAGUCUCAGCCAGCCAUUCUACCACGAUCAUCUCACAGCAUUCAACUUCCAGUGUUGAAAAUGGCGUUCACUAACCCAAUCGAUCCGGAAAAACCUGCACCCCAAUCACCAACAAAGUCAUCGGAUAGAAAGCUGAGCGAUCGUUUGGGCUUGAGUUCCCUCAAGAGUGCCCGAUUUGCAUCGGGUCACUCGCUUAUUCCACGGUCUGCUCAAGGUAAAAAGGGAAUAUCGCAGGUUUCUCAUCUCGCCAGGCAUUUUGAACAAUUGAGUCGUGAGUUCGAAAAGGAGAGACAGCGCGAAAGACGCCAACGCGCUGCCAAGGGCACUCAGUCCCGAGCAUUCCCAUUAGCGUCCUCGAAGCCCAUCGUGGAGGUCUAUCGAAAUGUACGAGAAGCUGUUGAAGAACGUGAACCACCGGUUGAUAGUGAUGAAUCUUUGCCCUCGGCUCCACGGAUCCCAAUGGACGACAUGAGUCACAAGAGCGAUGAACUUACGCAUGACCAUAUAACUCAUCAUGAGCCCUCUCUGUCAAAUGUUUCUCCUCCAGGGCCCAUGGAAGUAGAAAGUGCACUCUGUCCUGACAAUCAACUAUUGUCUGGUGGCGAAGCAGAUGAUCACCAAAGUGAUGAGGAUCAAAACAUGGUUGAAGAUCUACAUCCGGUAGACUCCCAUGAAGAGACCAAACACUCACCAGAGGACGAUUCAAUUGAUUUCAAAGAACUCCCUAAACAUGAGCGCACCACGCUUUUGAAAAUGCUGACGAACUUCUGGUCUGAACGUUCCGCAAGUGGGUGGGCGUCUCUUGACUAUCCACUCAGUGUCAUGGAUCAUGUCUUUGCUGAUUGCAAUAUCAUUGUUCGCGAGGAUGAACCAAGCUCUUUGGUAGCGUUCGCUUUGGACUCUUCCGACUACAAAGAAAAACUUUCAAGCAUUCAACAGCGGUUUGACGAGAUGGAAAAACACAAACCAGACGCCGGAGAUGACAUCGAGGCUGCGAAGGAAGCACGGGUCGAGCAUGCUCUCUUGCGACCUACGGGCACACACCUCAAGUAUCAAUUCCAAGAAGGUCAGGCCAAGAUGCUGUGCAAAGUGUUCUAUGCCGAGCAGUUUGAUGCUCUGCGUAAAAAGUGUGGUGUGGCAGAUCGAAUCGUCGAGUCGUUGUCUCGGUGCGCAAAGUGGGACUCAAAGGGUGGCAAGACAAAAUCGUUGUUCCUAAAAACCCUUGACGACCGGUUCAUUCUCAAGUCACUUUCACCGAUUGAGACGCAGGCUUUCCUCAAAUUUGCCCCAGCCUAUUUCCAAAUCAUGUCCGAAGCCCUGUUCCAUGAACUCCCUUCCGCAAUCGCCAAGAUGUUCGGCUUUUACCAAGUCAUCAUCAAGAACCCAGUCACAGGAACAGAGUUCAAUUGGUUCUUGUUGCUAAUGGAGAACUUGUUCUACGACCGUGUCCCUACGCGCAUCUUCGACCUGAAAGGCUCAAUGCGAAACCGCAAAGUAGAAAGCACUGGUGAACGGGACGAGGUUCUCUUGGACGAAAACAUGGUGGAUUUCAUCUAUGAGACACCUCUCUUUGCCCGCGAGCACUCAAAGAAGCUUCUUGGCCAAAGUGUAUGGAACGACACACUCUUCUUGGGUCGCCAAGAUGUCAUGGACUACUCGCUCAUGAUCGCCAUCGAUGAAAGCCGCAACGAACUGGUGGUAGGUAUCAUUGACUGCAUUCGCACCUACACCUGGGACAAAAAACUCGAGUCCUGGAUCAAGGACAAAGGAUUUGGAGGCGGUGGCCGCAAUCGACCAACGGUCACAAGUCCCAGGGAAUACAAGGGCCGUUUCCGUGAGGCAAUGGCCAGAUACGUGCUUCAAGCUCCAAGCUGCUGGCAUCAAUUUCAACCAAAUGCAAUGUAUCGCUAUGAGAACCAGACCACUGACUUUGAGACCAUUGAUGGGAACGGGUUUGUGGAGGACUCUGGUUACUAA
Molecule: messenger RNA, 7422 nt
Organism: Penicillium samsonianum
Lineage: Eukaryota; Fungi; Ascomycota; Eurotiomycetes; Eurotiales; Aspergillaceae
Product: 1-phosphatidylinositol-3-phosphate 5-kinase FAB1
Exons: 3
Coding region: 1-7422 (2473 amino acids)
Biological process (GO): phosphatidylinositol phosphate biosynthetic process
Cellular component (GO): endosome membrane; fungal-type vacuole membrane
Molecular function (GO): 1-phosphatidylinositol-3-phosphate 5-kinase activity; ATP binding; metal ion binding
Source: RefSeq, a predicted model, not a curated record